GUUCACAACACCUAUUCACCACAUCACAUCCCAUUCCACUUAACAAUGGCAUCCAAAGCAACUUUGCUCUUAGCUUUUACCCUUCUCUUUGCCACUUGCAUUGCCCGCCACCAGCAACGGCAACAGCAACAGAACCAGUGCCAGCUUCAAAACAUCGAGGCGCUCGAGCCCAUCGAAGUUAUCCAAGCUGAAGCCGGUGUGACCGAAAUUUGGGACGCCUAUGACCAACAGUUCCAGUGUGCGGGUGUCGAUUUUAUUCGACACCGGAUUCAACCUGGUGGCCUUCUCUUGCCUUCCUACGUCAACACCCCUAUUUUGGCCUUCGUCGAGAGAGGUAGGGGUAUUCAGGGGGUUAUAUUGCCGGGAUGCCCGGAAACCUAUGAAUAUUCGCAGGAGCAACAGUUUUCCGGUGAGGGUGGCCGCAGAGGAGGAGGAGAGGGCAAUCAGGACCGUCAUCAGAAAGUAGAGAACUUAAAGGAGGGUGACGUGGUUGCCAUCCCCACCGGAACAGCUCACUGGCUUCACAACGACGGCAACACAGAACUUGUGGUGGUCGUCUUCUUGGAUACUCAGAACCAUGAGAACCAGCUUGACGAAAACCAAAGGAGAUUCUUCUUAGCCGGAAACCCUCAAGCUCAAGCUCAAAGCCAGCAGCAACAACAAAGACAACCACGCCAACAAUCUCCUCAAAGGCAAAGGCAAAGGCAAAGGCAAAGGCAAGGGCAAGGUCAGAACGCCGGCAACAUCUUCAACGGUUUCACCCCCGAGCUCAUUGCACAAUCAUUCAACGUCGACCAAGAGACCGCCCAGAAGCUACAAGGACAAAACGACCAGAGAGGCCACAUUGUUAAUGUCGGACAAGACCUUCAAAUAGUCCGCCCACCACAAGACAGACGCUCUCCUCGCCAACAACAAGAGCAGCGACGCUCUCCUCGCCAACAACAAGAGCAGCAGCAAGGCAGACGUGGCGGAUGGAGCAACGGUGUGGAAGAAACCAUCUGCAGCAUGAAGUUCAAAGUGAACAUUGACAACCCUUCCCAGGCUGACUUUGUAAACCCGCAAGCCGGCAGCAUUGCAAACCUCAACAGCUUCAAAUUCCCCAUUCUCGAGCACCUCCGGCUCAGCGUGGAAAGAGGCGAACUCCGUCCGAAUGCCAUCCAAUCCCCACACUGGACAAUCAACGCCCACAAUCUUCUCUACGUAACCGAGGGAGCCUUGAGGGUACAAAUCGUCGACAACCAAGGAAACUCAGUUUUCGACAACGAGCUCCGUGAGGGACAGGUGGUGGUGAUCCCGCAGAACUUUGCGGUGAUCAAGAGAGCCAAUGAACAAGGAAGCAGGUGGGUGUCUUUCAAGACUAAUGAUAAUGCCAUGAUAGCAAACCUUGCAGGGCGUGUGUCCGCCAUCAGCAGCAUGCCGGUUGACGUUGUGGCGAAUGCGUAUCAGCUAUCUCGAGAGGAAGCUCAGCAGCUCAAGUUUAGCCAGAGGGAGACGGUUUUGUUUGCACCAAGUUUUUCCAGGGGCCAAGGGAUCAGGGCUUCAGCUUAAGUCAAAUGUGUAGUUGCAUGUUAACUUCAACUUGAAGAAUAAAAGAUGUAAGGGAGUUAUGUAAUAUAAGUGCAAGAGUAAUAAGAGCUUCACGUAUGUUUAUGCAAUUAUCUAAAUAAAAUAUUGUCUCGCUUUUGCUUAA
Molecule: messenger RNA, 1690 nt
Organism: Helianthus annuus (common sunflower)
Lineage: Eukaryota; Viridiplantae; Streptophyta; Magnoliopsida; Asterales; Asteraceae
Product: 11S globulin seed storage protein G3-like
Exons: 3
Coding region: 46-1548 (500 amino acids)
Molecular function (GO): nutrient reservoir activity
Source: RefSeq, a predicted model, not a curated record